This is a messenger RNA of Solea solea (common sole), 3686 nucleotides long. RefSeq names its product phosphoinositide-3-kinase adaptor protein 1 (gene pik3ap1). Gene Ontology annotation, cellular component: cytosol. The record is from RefSeq and is a predicted model, not a curated record. NCBI's taxonomy places the organism in Eukaryota, Metazoa, Chordata, Actinopteri, Pleuronectiformes, Soleidae. The coding region runs from base 811 to 3120 and encodes 769 amino acids. The transcript has 21 exons. Gene Ontology annotation, molecular function: signaling receptor binding; phosphatidylinositol 3-kinase regulatory subunit binding.
AUGUUCACGUUGUAUUUUCGUUGCUAACGAAGCUAACAAACUGUACGGCUACAUUGCAAAUGUUGGCUAAGAGUUACUGUGAGGGAGAAAUAUAAGGACUUUCAGCAUUCUUUGCUGGUCUUUGCAGUGAGGUAAAGUCAAGAGCAAGCUGUUGUGGAGCAUUUCUAAUUGAGAGAGGAUGUCAUUCUUCCUUUGUGGAGUCAGCUUCUGCUUCAAUACGAGGAAUGGAGGGUUUUCCAUUCAGACAGCUGCAGAAACAAGAAAGUGCAAGAUACUUGACUAAACAAUUUUUAUUGAAAAGUUGCAGAGAAACAUCGUGUUAUUGGAAGUCUGUGUUGCCAGUAAAGCCAGAGAGAAGCUGUGUGUGGACAACCAGGGGGGAAAUUAGGCAGAGCUCAGCAGCAGCAAAGUGCAGAGCAACAGAAGUGUUGGACACAAACCAGUGCUAUGACUUCUGGGUGUUUCUUGGUUUGCACAGACUGAGUCAGAAUGUCAGCACCUGCUACAGGAUGAAGUGGCGCUUGCAAACGCUAGGCGUGAUGCUUGGGUGAUGUUCAGGCCGUCAGCUACAGAGCUGUUUGUGCAGAUUCCAAAUGUCUUUCAGAACAUGAACUUUUAAUCCUGCAUACGGCAGAGGCACAGGAAUGGGCAACAUAUUUGCAGCAGAUCUUGAAAUCUUCUCUAAAAUUCCGGAAAAGGUCUAUUUUGCUGUACGCGCUGGGCCCAGCUCAUCAGCUCGAUGGAUAUGAUUUUGACAACUUCCAAAGUUGUAAGUGCAUUGUGCUGCUGCUCACGGAAGCGUUCCUGGACAUGCUCUACGAACCGAACCUGCAGGGGGCGCUGCACACGCUCCUUUUCCCGCCACACAGAGUGGUGGCGCUGCUGUGCGGCAUCGCAGAGGACGACGUACCCACAGAGAUUUUCAACGGCUGGCAGAGCUGGAGAAAAGUCUGUGCUGAUGAUGAGCCUGCCAUCUACCUCACCACCAUUCUGGAGUCUAUUGCUGACAGCAAACGACUCAAGGCUGAACAUGAUAGCAAAGUUGCACCAGAGUUGCACGUCCUAGCCCCAACUGAAAAUCCCACCAAUGAUAAAACAGAGGAAGUGGUGACAGAGCUGCAAAAACAAACUGUCCAAAAUGAUGAAGACCCCGUGAGUACGUGGAAUUCAGCGAGUGAGGAAUCUUCUCACCUCACCUGUCUCACUGUUCAACCAAACAAAGUUCUCUGCGGGGAACAGGAGACACUGUUCAUCAUUUUCAAACAGAAAAUAGAUCAUCAGUUAAUACCAGAGGUGGAGUUUUCAUCUGAAAGUGGAACUACAAAACGGUUUCCAGGCACCGUUGAGAAUGAAUACACUUUAAGUGUUGCUGCACCUGACAUGCCUGCUGGAGUGGUCUCACUCACUAUGUACACUGACCGUUCUUGUGUCAGCUUGAAGCCUGUUAGAUAUUAUACCAGUAUGGUUGAAGUCAGUCGGUUAAUUGAGAAUGCCACUGAUCCUGUUAACUUCAUCUGUCAGGCCUUCAACUUCACAAGCAAUAUGACAGAAUCAGUAGACAACACAUUAACUGACUCAUUUAAAUCCAGAAUGCCUGAAACUGGUCUUCACUUGUUUGGAAUCAGACAGCUUGAAGAAAACAAUAUGGGGGCAUAUCAGCGUGAUGUGGAGCUUCCCACACUGCUCCACUUUGCUGCCAAGUACGGCCUGAAAAAGCUGACCACCAUUCUCCUCAGAUGUCCAGGAGCUCUGCAGGCUUACAGUGUGAUGAACAAGUAUGGAGACUACCCAAACAAGCUGGCAGAAAAGAGCGGCUUCUUAGAUCUCAGACAGUACAUGGAUGAAUUUGUAGAGACGGCUGACAUGCUCAGGUCUCACUUUGAGGACACUGAGAACAGUGAAGAGGUGUAUGAACUCAUGUCAACUGCAUCUCAAGACAUCAUGAUGAAGUACUCGGGUUGUUCAGAGGACAUAUAUGAGUCAAUGCUGGCGAUGAACCCUGAAUGUGCAGAGGACCUCUAUGAGGUGAUGAAUGCAGUUGAUGAGAAUCCUGAGGAAGCUCUUCUUAGGACAUUUUUCAAAGCAAAACCUCACUGCAGUCAAAUCCAGGACAACAGUGAGCAGCAAAAAGGUCAAGAAGAAGAAAAGGAUGAGGAAGAAGAGGAGGAUCCUUACAACAUCUUCCUAGAGGAUAUCUAUGAUAUUGUGGAUACAAAUAGUACAUAUACCCCAGGAAUUCAGAAUCGUCCACCAGCUCCAAUCCCAAGACAUGAAGGCGGGCCUGACCCUGAGCCGGAGCCGGAGCCAAAAACGACUCUUACCUACAUCUCUAGAGUUUUUUCAGAAAAAAGUACAUCCCAGCAUGCAACAAUGGCAACUGGAUAUCCUGCAGUGCGGCCUGUCGUGGACAUCCCAGCAUCUGUUCAUGAUCCCUAUGCUGGGAUGAAGACCCCUGGACAGAGGCAGCUCAUAUCCCUUCAGGAGAGGGUGAAAGUGGGGGAAAUAACUGUGAAUGAAGCUGUCCAAGAGUUCAAGGCAUGGCAAUUUGACCAUGAAGGGAGGGCACAUUCCAUACGCUAUCAGCAGGAAAAUCUGAAGAAAUUACGAGAUAGCAUCACAAGGCGCCACAAGGAGCGAGAGAAGACAGGAAAGGAGCUUGAUUAUGAGAUAAGUGCUCCACUGCAGAGGAACUCCAGUGCCACUUUCGAGUGUGCAGUGUAUGAGUCAGGACCCAGAGUGGUGGCUCAGCCCCCUCCUGUCACUCAUCCUAUUCAGAGAGGAGCCUGGAAGACAGGUAGCACAUCCAGCACAUCCAGUACUGAAAGCAACAGACUUAGCACUCACAGUGCCUUCAGCUGCAGCAGUGGCACAGAGCCUGAUCUAGAGGACACAUUAGAAAAUGUUCCACCUCUUCCACCACCACCACGGCAUUUGCGGCAAUCUGAUGCUACAGCCAUCAUUCCUCCACCCAGGAUUCCUCCACGAAUCCCAGACAGAGUGCCAGAUAAGGCGUUGCACGAGCGCUACAUAGCCUUCCCCACACGAGCACUUCCUCAAAUACCCUCUAACAGACCAUCAGGCUCAGCGCCACCGCCUCCUGUACCUCGCCGUCUACGGUGAUCAACACAUGUUCACCUUUGCUGGGUUAUGUUAAAGGUUAUUUUCUUGGAUGUGACAUCUGUAAGCAAUUUAAAGAAAAUAAUCCACGCAAAGAGAUGGGUGUUUGUUUCCUUUUGUUUGUAUUUUUGUUAUGAAUAGUAUUAUAAUUUUUAUUAAAUGUAUAUGUACCUGUUUGUAUGCAUGUGUGAGUCAUAUUUAGUACAUGUUGUCUUUUUAGUGUAAAACUUUAAAAUGCUGUGAUACAAUAAUAAAACAUAUGGCUCAUGUAUUUAUGUGCUCAAUCGAGGGAAAGCCACAUUAUUUGUUUUAUUUUAUUCACUAGAGGACGUUCCACUUUUAUUGAUUGUGAUUUUAUUAUGCUUUUAUUUCUUAAAGGACUUUAAUAGUGGUAGUGAUAUUUCCUCAUGUCACUUGCAUAAUAGGAAGGAAGUGUCCUUAUAUGGAUCUGUCUUUUUUUUCUUUUUUCUCACAAGGAAAUAUUUUAUUUCCGCUUAUUUCUUUUCAGUCACUAUCACCAUGUAUUCCAUCCUUAUUUAUAUUGACUCCAUUAAAAUCAGUAUCAAUUU